Molecule: messenger RNA, 2103 nt
Organism: Thermothielavioides terrestris NRRL 8126
Lineage: Eukaryota; Fungi; Ascomycota; Sordariomycetes; Sordariales; Chaetomiaceae
Exons: 3
Coding region: 266-1825 (519 amino acids)
Source: RefSeq, a predicted model, not a curated record
CAUACUUCCCUGGACACCAUUUGGAACAUACCUCAGCAGCUUGCGCCUCUGUUCCCUCGUUUUCCCCCUUUCUCUUCCUGACGGUUUGCUGCGAGUUUGCAUUGUCUUUGUUUCCUGCUUGCCUGCCCAGUGUUUCUUUCGCUUCAGUCACUGCGGAAUAGCUUAGCUUUCUUGAAGAAGACACCGGCUGGGCCCGGCUUUUCCUGACCAUCAUCAUCAUCAUCAUCAUCAUCAUCAUCGUCACUCGUUAAUAUUUCGCAGCAAUAUGGCGUCCCACUUGAGCUUGUCAAAGCUCCCACGGCUCCUCACGCUUCUCACCCUUUUCUCGGCAGCCUUGCGUUCCUCUGCCCUCCAAGUCACGCCGAACUCGCCCUGCUCGUCAGCCUGUUUGGACUCGCCCACCCUCGACGCCUCGGACCCCAAUUCGUCCAACACGAGAAACUCGGACAUCACCUGCAAAGAUGCCGACUACUCGAGUGCCGCCGGCACCAAGUUCAAGAACUGCAUGACCUGCCUGCAGAACAGCACCUUCUCGCAAGGACAGGAGAGUGAUAUCAUGUGGUUUCUCUAUAACCUGAGGUACACGGCCUCAUACUGCCUCUUUGGCUUCCCCAAUGCCACCAACAUCGGGUCGAACCCGUGCGCCACGAGCAAGGCUUGUGGCAGUCUGCAGGAGGCUUUGGAGGAUGGCAUCCCGGACCCCAGGAACAUGACCGCCUACUCGUACUGCUCCGCGGGCGGCGGUGAAGCCAUGGCCUCGUCCAACUAUGACCUCUGCUUGCCCUGCGUCUCUGCCGAUGGCACAACAACCUAUCUGGCCAACUACUUUGUGGCUCUGGAAGCCGGCUGCCAGCAGCAGCCCGCCCCCGGCGUGCGCCUCGGUUUGAACGACACAGUAUUCUCCAGCACAUUGAUCAGCAUUGUCGACCCGGCUACACUAGGCAAGGAAGGAGGUUCAAAGUCGGGCCUGUCCCCGCCCGCGAUCGUCGGUAUCGUGAUUGGCGCCGUAGCUGUCCUUCUUCUCACCGCUGCAUGCAGCUUCGUCUGCUUUCGCAGGCGGAGAAACAGGCGUGCGCACGCCAGCGCCGAGGCCGACUUCUUCAGCCGCUUCAACCGUCGCCACCAUUCGUCCAUGUCGUUCCAGUGCCAGACGCACAUGGUGUCGCCCCGCUUUUGGCCCGGUGCCGAAGAGGGAGUGUCGACGCCCUUCACGGACGGUCGCGAUGCUCAGCCGUACGGCUCCGCCAUCGCGAAGUCUCAGGACAACCAACACGACAACUCAUCCUACGCCUCCAGAAAGGCCCCCAUGGCCGCCGCCCCGCUGCAGAUCUCAACCACUGUCCCGCUCACCCCGCCGCCGCAAGCCUACACCUCGCCGUCCUACGGCGGCGGUGUGAACCACUCCCCGUCAGACUUCAAAUCCCCCCUCUCAGCCGAAUCAGUGCACAGCUCAUCCGCCCUGCUCCCCUCCAUCCGUCCCUACGUCCCGGCCGAGCACGGCGUGCACGUCCAGGGCAGCCCACCGCCGCCCAGCAGCACCUUUAGCAGCCCCACGUCGGGCACGGGACCCUCGGCCACGGGGAUGACGCCGCUGCUGAAGAGCAGCGGCUGGCCGCUGGCGGAGAAGCAGCAGCAGCAGCAGGAAAAGCCGCCGAAGCGCAUCAUCCGGCUGAGCAACCCGGUCGCUCCGCCCCCGCCGACGCCGUUGAGGACGUCGAGGAGUAGCGGCAUGCUGGCCAAGAAGAGCCCAAAGCUUGUGGGCACGGGGAGUCCGGUCGAGUCGCGGGAGAUUCAGACUGCUUUUGCGGCGCCGCCGAAGCGGUGACAUAGGUUAGUUCUGGGUCCGGUUUUGAACUUGUUUGUUCGGCGUUGAACGCGAGAGAAGGCGGGGAGCCGGAUGUAAUGCAGUAGGCCGCUGGUGUUUCUUUUGUUCCGUAACUGUAUGUGGAUACCAUGACGGAUACCUAGGCGCCAUGGGGAGGAGAUACCAAAGAGUUGAUGUUGAUGUUGAUUGACAAAUGAGACGGCCAUCUCGCACCCCAUUUGCUCGACAGUGGAGGCACGAUGAAGUUGGUCCGGCUGAAAGUCAGACAGACACCCAGC